Messenger RNA from Colletotrichum aenigma, 948 nucleotides. Its product is annotated as UPF0655 protein. The coding region runs from base 1 to 948 and encodes 315 amino acids. The transcript has a single exon. Lineage: Eukaryota; Fungi; Ascomycota; Sordariomycetes; Glomerellales; Glomerellaceae. The record is from RefSeq and is a predicted model, not a curated record.
AUGCUUCACCUGAGGGUUCACCUGAACCGCGUAAACAUUCAACGAACAUUGAACGUCUCCAUACGUCGCGUUUCGACGCUGUCAGCUCGACUCAUGUUUCACCGACAAGUCAACUUAGUGUUGGACUUUGACGGAACCAUCACUACCAAGGACACGAUCGGGACCAUCGCUGAGGUCGGUCUUCACUUCCAGCGACAGCGCGGCUUGGAUCUGUCGGCAGCAUGGCGGCAGAUUCUUGAGGACUACAACCAAGAUCACGUCGACCACGUUUCGGCCUACAAACCUGCGGCAGACGGUCGGCUUACCCUCUCGGAAGAGCUCAGCUACCUGCGUGGUCUCAGAGAAGUCGAGCUACGCUCAGUGCACCGCGUUGAACGGUCCGGCAUUUUCAAGAACAUCAGCAGGGGGGAACUCAUGAAAUCCGGAGAUGCUGCUCGUCAGGAAGGGCGGGUAAAGCUUCGGGACGGUUUCGCGAAGCUAAUGGACACUGCCAAGCAGAACCAUUGGCCUGUCUCGGUGGUCUCGAUCAACUGGUCGAGAUCCUUCAUCAAGGGCGUGCUGUCUGCGUAUGAAUUUGACGUGGUCGCCAACGAUAUUGAAAUAGACGGUUCGAUCUCCGGUCCGGAAGUCCUCGGUCCAUCGGGGCGGGAAACUAUCUUGACGACCUGUGAUGACAAGCUGCGGGCUUUGCGGGCGCUGGCAGCUCGUCAGGGAGUUGACAAUGCCAAGGGGCUCGUUUAUUUUGGCGACUCGACAUCUGAUCUGGAAUGCCUAUUGGAGACGCGCGGGGUUGUGGUGACUUCGACGCCAGACUCUGGUUUGAUGACGACUCUAACGAGGCUGGGAUACGACGUUCCCCGGGUUCAGGAUUGUCGCGAGGUGGACAAGAUCGUUUGGACUUCGGCAUUCCAUGACGUAUUGCAAAGUGGGUUCCUCUCAGCAAGUUGA